GGGCUUCCUGUACCUCAAGGUGAAAAGAACUGAGAAGAACCUGCAAAAAAGCAGCUGAAAGACAAAAAAACAGUUCAAAAUGAGUCUUCUUGGAGAACCGCCACAUGAAAAUCAUCAGACGGCAGCUGAGGUCCAGGUGYACGAUGAAGCAGACUCAGAGAUGAAGAGCAAUAAAGACGUUAAGGUGAACAAUGUUUCAAAGCUGAGUCAGASUGAAAAAAGAGAAAUCAGCACUCGGACUCUGAUCAGAGACGACUUUAUCCAGUUUAAAGGAGGAUUAAAGAAAAAGUUCAUAGAGAAGGACACAAAUCCAAAAAUGAACGAGCUUACAGAGAAGCCAGUUAAUUCUCUAACUCUGUUUAAAGAAGAUCUAAAUCAUUUCAAGGAGAGCCUCUCCAGUGUUUUCAGAAUUGGCGUUCUGAAAGAACGAGAGAAUAAAGACGAAUCUGUGAAGGAGGACAACAACUCCAGGGUGAAACCGUCCAAAUCUGAGGGAGCCGACGAGCCUUUCAGGAAUCUGUUCAGAUGGGAAAUACCUCUCCUYAAGAUCCAAACAGAAAAAGAUGUGAAGGAAGUUCAAAAGAGCAACYACAGCUUGGAUUUCAUGAGUAAUUUAACCAAACAGAAUGAAGAGAAAAGCAACGCCGCAAAGAACCACGUGAACACAUCUACAACCUGCGAGACGGUAGUUCUGAGCUCUGAGAGGAAAAUCUCUCAAACACAACAAAGUGAGAUGUUUGCAUCAAAAACAGCUGCUCAGAAAUAUGAGACUGAAGACAGGAGAGAGAACUUAUCCAUCGCCUCGGGAGAUGAAGAUGAAGCUUUAACAAYUGUUUCCUCAAACACUCUAAACUCUGGAAUAGAUCUAUUCACUCUGACAAACGACCUGAGGGAUCAGCAGACAGAAGAGCUGUGGUCACCAAAGAACUACGCCACCUAUCUGACCCUUGACCCCAAAACAGCCAACUACGAGCUUCGGCUAACUGAUAGAAACAGAACAGCGACUCGUGACUGGUUGAACACUUGGACCCCAGAACAUCCGGACCGGUUCGAGCGAUGCCCUCAGGUCCUGUGCAGGGAGGGGCUGCUGGAUCCCGUUUACUGGGAGGUGGAGUGGAGCGGCGGCGCCGACAUCGGRGUCACCUACUACAACAUCUCCAGGGACGGAGACGCUGCCAGCUGCCUGCUGGGACACAACGAGUGGUCCUGGAGUCUGGAGUGCUCGGAGGGAAUCUACACGCCGUGCCACAACAACAAGAGGUUCAGGUCCUCRUCACCAGAACCGUUCACCCACAGGGUCGGGGUUUUCCUCAACUUUCCUGAGAAAGAAUUGUGCUUCUACUGCAUCUCUCAGGACACCAUGGUUCACCUGCACACCUUCACCUCUGAUUUCAGCGAGCCGCUGUACCCYGGAUUCUGGGUGUGGUCCAGCUGUGGCUCGGUGAAGCUGUGUCAGGUGGAGUUAGACUGGGAGCGACUGCUGCAGUGACCCUCAAAGCACGGAGGGAGCGGGGCAGCCUUAUAUUUAUAAUUUAUUGGAUUUAAUGCUGAGUCAGCAUUGGAGACACUCCUAUUUUAUAAUGUUUAU
Molecule: messenger RNA, 1588 nt
Organism: Austrofundulus limnaeus
Lineage: Eukaryota; Metazoa; Chordata; Actinopteri; Cyprinodontiformes; Rivulidae
Product: E3 ubiquitin/ISG15 ligase TRIM25
Molecular function (GO): protein binding
Source: RefSeq, a predicted model, not a curated record